GAGAAGAGCACGCACCUGGUAACCUUGACUACUGCACCAGGAGCGCGCUGGAGAUGGAGAAAAUGUGCGCGUUCACAAAGUCUGUAAUUGCGUUCACCUGUUGCAGAGAAGCUGUGGGAGGACUGUUCCAUGUACAUCCGUGGAGAGAGAGAGAGAGAGAGAGAGAGAGAGAGAGAGAGAGAGAGCUGGAUCACCAGAAAUCUUUAGCAUACCAGCAGGAGUUGGAGGAGUCGGUUCUGGUUCUGUGCAGACGUGAAGAUAGAGAGAGAGAGAGAGAGAGAAAGAGCAGGAUGAGAUUUUAAGAGUGGAGAAUCAGUUAUCAAGGUCCUGAAUGGAGAACAAGGCCAUGUACCUGAGUACAUAUGAGGAGCGAGACAAUUCCUCGAUUUACGAGGAGGGCUACGACGGCCGGAACCUGUCCAAACUCAACCUCUGUGAAGAAGCGAGUUCUGGAAAGCGCCGGAGGAAAACGGACAGCUGCUGCGGCCACUUGGACUCCCUGUCCUCCAUCAAAUACGCCAUCGUUUCCCUCUACAUCCUGGUCCUGCUAAGUAUACUGGGCCUCUGCAUCGCAGUCUCCAGGUCCCAGGCAUCCUCAGUGAAGCAGGAGGCUCUGCUGGAGAAUGUGACACGUUUAGGGGAUCGCUCCGAAGCCCUGCAGGAAUCUCUCGGCCAGCUGCCUUCGCAAAGCGACCUUCUGGAGAACAUCUGGAAGCUGGAGCGCCUCUUUCACAACCAUAGUGAAGAGCUGAGGCAGCUAGGACACCUGGUGCAAGGUUUGGAGCGGGACAUCCAGGACCUGCAGGCAUUCAGCGAACAUUCCACGGGCUCUAUGGCCCAGAUUCAGGAGCAGGUGGGAAGUAGCCAGAGGAAUAGCAGCGCACUGGGAGCAGCUCUGGCCCGAGCCGCGGUCACCAUCCAUAGUCAGGAUGCUGCUCUGCGUGAGACGGCAGGUCGAAUGGAUGUCCUGCACCAGAAACUGGACGAGGUGGACUGGACCAUGGGCUCCAUCAACCACUCGCUCAGCAGCCACAUCAGCACCCAGCAGUUGCAAAUGGAGCUGCUUCAGGUGCAGCUGGGCAACGCGACCCAGGACGCCCGGCGUGCCAGGAUCACCCAGAUCCACCUGGAGGAGCAGAUGAGGAAUGAGCUAGAGAUCCUCAAUGUCAUCACAGAGGACCUGAGGCUCAAAGACUGGGAGCAUUCAAUGGCCCUGAAGAACAUCACAGUCAUCGAAGGCCCUCCAGGACCUAAAGGUGAGAAAGGAGACCAAGGACCUCUAGGAGCUGCUGGAAUCCCUGGCCUGACAGGCUUUAGAGGAGUACCAGGAGAAAAAGGCAUCCAGGGUCCACAAGGGCUUACCGGAACCAAUGGUGUUGAUGGCCAAAAUGGGGAGAAAGGAGAGACUGGACCAAUGGGACCCAAAGGGCAGAGAGGAGAACGGGGACUCAAAGGAGACAAGGGUGACCGAGGGGAUCAAGGAGCCAAGACAGAGAACAAUGUGCUGGUGCGUUUGGUGAACGGCUCGGCGGCACAUGAGGGCCGGGUCGAGGUGUACCACGAGGGUCGCUGGGGCACGGUGUGUGACGACGUGUGGGACAAGAAGGACGGGGACGUGGUGUGCAGGAUGCUGGGAUUCCGCGGAGCACGCGAGGUCCACAAAACCGGGCGAUUCGGACAAGGUACCGGUCUGAUCUGGAUGGACGAUGUGGCAUGUAUCGGGACCGAAGACACUGUCCACGAGUGCAAGUUCUCCGGCUGGGGCAAAACCAACUGCGGGCAUGUUGAGGACGCCGGUGUGACAUGCAACCCUUAAACCCUGCCCCCUUUUCAGCUGAAUGGACUGCUUCAUGUUCAGGACUGCAGCGCAGCGGCUGAUUGGCUGAGAGAGUUAUGCAAGGACCUGGUGUUCCCUACCUUAAUCAGAAAACGUGAAAGACAAGACUAUUCCGAAGGGGAUGGGUCCAGUUUUGACAGGGCCAAUGAGGACUUCCCCUCAGGACAAAAAAAGAAGGGACUGCGUUUACAUCCUGAUUUUAUAUAGCACACUUUAUAGUAUGACCUCAACUUUUGAGCGAAGCACAUCCAAAUCCACUCCUAGGAACAGGAAAUGUGUACAAACAGGAAGUUCCUGUCAACAAGAAGUGCCUGUCAACAUGACGUCCAUACAAACUGCUGACGUUUUAACCAUUCGAAUAUCUGUCCCGUAUACCAGAUAGGGAAGAAAUCCGUGCCAUUUUACCUGAAGUGCCUUUGAGAUCUCAAAUCAUCAGCAUCGACUGAAGUUUCUCUGCUAUGUACAGAGUCUCAAGCAGGAUGAAAAAUUCCUGGAAAUCUGCUUUCCUGUGCACUUUCGUUCCAAAUCUCCUCUUAGCUGAGAUGCUAAUACAGAGCUUGAUUAGCAAAGCUAGGAUUGAAAUGGGGCGCAUCUCCAAAAUCCAGGGUGGGGAUUAAUGGAUACUUUCCAUCAUGCAUGUUUCCCAGCUCAAAAAACGAGAAAAAUUCUUUCCCUCCUUUUUCUGACAUAAAAGAGACGGAUCUUGAUACAGAUCUCGUAGCACCAUGAGCAAUUCCAGAGCUUCUGAACCAGCAGGAUUAAUAAAUUUACUGAAAAAGUUUAAAGAGUAUUCACCACAUAUAUAGUGAUUAAGAUUUAGGCCACGCCCCCUGUCAGAGAUUUUGAAAAAGAAAAAAUUGGGUUUGAAAGGGUGUAUUUACUAAAUCUAUAACGUUUUAGGCCACGCCCCCGUCAGAGAUUUUGGGGGGGGGAAAUGGGGUUUGAAAGGGUGUAUUUACUAAAUCUAUAAUGCUUUAGGCCACACCCCCUGUCUGAUAUAAAAAUAAAGUGUAGGACUUGAAUAGGUGUAUUUGCUAAAUCUAUUACACGUUAGGCCACGCCCCCUAUCUGAGAUUUUUAUUUAAAUUUUAGAAUAUAGGUUUUGAAUAGUAAAAGAUUGGUGUAUUUGCCAAAUCUAUAACACUUUAAGCCACGCCCCCUGUCUGAGAUACUUUUUUGGGGGGGUUAGGUUUGAGUGUAGGGUUUGUAUUUGUGUCUUCUUAAAUGCUUAAGACCACGCCCCCUGUCUGAGAUUUUAAAAAGUGUAGGGUUUGUAUAAGUGUAUUUGCUAAAUCGUUAAUGCUCUAGGCCACGCCCCCUAUCAGAUUUUGGGGGGUGGGAAGUGUAGGGUUUGUAUAGGUGUAUUUGCUAAAUCUACAAAGCUUUAGGCCACGCCCCCUGUCUGACCGAGUUGUAAUUUUCAGACACUUCUGUGUUUAAUUGAUCAUUUCGUUUGAGCAUAAAAGCUAUAUUUAGCUACUACUGCUUCCUGUACAGGCCAAGCCCCGCCCACAUGCGACAUUACACUAUGGAAAUCGUAAGGGACUCGUCGUUAAAGUGAACAUGGAAUUACGAUCGCUCGGGUUUAUCGACUGCAUACUUCAAGCGUAAGGAAUUAGUUUGUAUUUGAACACACACACUAUAGGGACAAAAGUAUUGGGACACCUGACUUUUCCAGCCACAUGCGCUUCUUUUCAGGAACAAAAUUGUACUUGUGUAGAUGUGUAGAAAUUUUUCCCUUCUUGAACUAGGAGAUCCAAACCUGUUUCAGCAGUACACAAAGAUCCGCUUUCCAUGGGUCAGGAGAUCUACUGAUCUAGAACUCGUAUGGAAUAUCUUUCAGGAUGAAUUUCAAACAUACCCCAAGACCUCGACACCUCGUAGCUGAUAAAUCUCCACCUUGAUCUAGUGGAACAUGCCAGAAGAUUGGUGCUUAUUAUUAUAACAGCAGGUGGGGAACUUCAUGAGGAACUUGAUGUUGAAAUUUUAGGAGCAGGUGUCCACAAACUUUUGAUCCAUAGUAUGUGUGUGAGAGCAAGAGAAGUUUCAACACUCACGUUCUCCCUAAGUGCCUCUUUCCAUCAAACACACACACACACACCUUUGAGACAAACCAUCCUCUUACACACUUAGAACGUCUCGAAAUGAUUGAUACUAAAAGUAUUUUUAACGCGUUUUUGUUUUGUAUUAUAAAAUCUUGAACUGUUUGUGUAAAAAAAAAAAAAAAAGUCUUCUGAUAACUUUG
Messenger RNA from Silurus meridionalis, 4082 nucleotides. RefSeq names its product scavenger receptor class A, member 5 (putative) (gene scara5). Bases 332 to 1816 code for a protein of 494 amino acids. Gene Ontology annotation, cellular component: plasma membrane. Lineage: Eukaryota; Metazoa; Chordata; Actinopteri; Siluriformes; Siluridae. The record is from RefSeq and is a predicted model, not a curated record. Gene Ontology annotation, biological process: iron ion transmembrane transport. The transcript is spliced from 10 exons. Gene Ontology annotation, molecular function: ferritin receptor activity.